UUCACACGAUCACCAAGAAGCCUAUGUCUUGGCAUGAUAAUAUUGAAGAGUCAGCAGAUGACAAGUUCCUGAAUCUUAUUCACCAAGCAGCACUGGAGCCAACAAAGAAAUAUGCAGAGCCACAAACUGAAAGCCAAGAAAUUGGCUGGAACACAACACCUUUGAUUCACAUGGACCGUACUGAUUGCAGGCUCUACUUCCCACGCCGGAAAACCGAGAUCACUAGAUAA
Molecule: messenger RNA, 230 nt
Organism: Antrostomus carolinensis (chuck-will's-widow)
Lineage: Eukaryota; Metazoa; Chordata; Aves; Caprimulgiformes; Caprimulgidae
Gene: CFAP144
Product: cilia and flagella associated protein 144
Exons: 3
Cellular component (GO): ciliary base
Source: RefSeq, a predicted model, not a curated record